Molecule: messenger RNA, 2179 nt
Organism: Anguilla anguilla (European eel)
Lineage: Eukaryota; Metazoa; Chordata; Actinopteri; Anguilliformes; Anguillidae
Product: growth factor receptor-bound protein 2-like
Exons: 9
Coding region: 351-1253 (300 amino acids)
Molecular function (GO): protein binding
Source: RefSeq, a predicted model, not a curated record
UGUUGCUCAACUAUUUAUGACAGCCGCGGACGCAGCUAUUCGGAUGUGAAACUGCCGAAGCGAAAGUAAUCGCUUUUAGAUUUCUUUUAAUUUGAUGUAUAGGUCGGUAAAUUGUCCGCGUUUUAUUUUUACGGCCAGAGUAACUAUAUACAGCAUUUCAUCUUCUGCUUUGUACGUUUGUCUUCGACAGUUUCUGGAGAAUCCUAACCCUGGAAGUAUCGUUUCCUUGUGGUUCUUUAUGUGGAAAACAUAAGUGGAGCAGUGAACUGUGGGAGUCUUUAACGGCCGGUGGACUGUCCCCAGGUUUCUGACCCGAGUAUUCUUGCUCAGUGCAUCUCUCCCUGUUGGCCAUGGAAGCCGUUGGAAAAUAUGAUUUCAUGGCCACUGCCGAGGAAGAGCUCAGUUUUCGAAAGGGGGAUAUUCUGAAGAUCUUAAGCACCGAGGAUAACUGGCACAAGGCAGAGUUUCAUGGACACGAAGGCUUUGUUCCCACCAAUUAUGUUGACAGAUUCAUUCCCAGCUGGUUCAAGGAGAAUGCCAGCCGGAGCUCAGCAGAGGACAUGCUGAUGCCCUGUGAGCUGGGGGCCUUCCUGAUCCGCGGCAGCCAGAGCUCCCCGGGGGAUUUCUCCAUCUCCGUCAGGCACGAGUACGAUGUGCAGCACUUCAAAGUGAUGACGGAUCACAGCGGCCACUACUUCCUGUGGACGGAGAAGUUCACCUCCCUCAACAAGCUGGUGGAGUUCUACAAGACCACCUCCAUCUCCCGGCAGAGACAGAUCUUCCUGCAGGAUGGAAGCCGGGAUUUUAAGGCCCCGCCCAUGUCUAUGCCUGCAGCUCUGCCCCCGCCGGGAAAGAGAGGAAGUCUCCCUGAGGAGAGGAGUUCCUCCAGUGGAGGGUUUGGGGGUUCCCCCAACCCCGCAGCCCAACGCAGGGCCUCAGAUAUUCUCCCGACUGCACAGUAUAAGAGAAGCAGUCUGGAGGACAGAGCUUACACCUCAGGGACCAUGGGAAUGCCCAGUCCUGCCUCAUUUGCCCCUCCCCUACGCCGGCCGUCCGACAACAUGCCAUUCCCACAGAGGCCAGCCAUGCACGUAAGAGCGCUGUACGACUUCACCGCAGAAGAAAGCGACGAGCUGGGCUUCAGUGCUGGUGAGGUGAUCGAAGUCAUGGACAACUCAGACUCGUCAUGGUGGAAGGGAAGGCUGAGGGGCAGGAUCGGCCUCUUUCCCACCAACUACACCACGCCCAUAUGAAGCCACGCCCACGAACCAAGCCAUUGGUCCACAUGCAGCCUCAUUCAGGAUAGUGUGCAAAAGCAGAAUGUUGCGCACCCUGAACAUCGCUUGCCACUAACUGAACGAAGCCCAGGCAACUGAGUGAGAUUCAUGGACUCUAGUCACAAAUGUUGACAAGCGGGUUUUCUUUGUUUAUUUUAACAGAGUGUAUUAUAUAAGACAGCGAUAAAUUUGUUUUUAACUUGGUUAAAGGUCAAAUGAUAAAACCUAUUGUAAAAUACUGUAUCAUUGGGGUAAAUCUGGGGAAAAUUCAUGUCAAAGUGGAGGAAGGCAUGAUUUUUAUAUGGUAUGUGUGUAAUAAUUAUCCAUAAACCAUACUUGGUAUCCCUGGAAACCAAGAGGAAACUUGCCUAUAAAAUACAGACAGAAUGAUGACUGCAGAAGACACCAAAACAAUAAGGUGUUUGGCAUUUUCUGCAUUUGGUAGGAAAAUUGUUCUGUGGUGUAUUUAGGAUGCCAGUGUGGGUACUUCUACAAGGGUCUUUGUGUUCCUCUCCCUCCUUAUCCAUUCUAAAGCAAAGUCCAUCCUGAUUAGAUUAUUCCAUAGAGGGCUUCAUUAAAUCAGCUGUUUUAUACAAUUAGUCAUUGUGAGACACAUGACCCAAGAUAUAUAAUACAAGUUAAUAAAUGCAUGCAAUAAAAUCAAAAUGAGGAAGAAAAAGGAAAAGUUUCAUGUUGACAACAGUUUAUUAUUUUUUCAUAACUGCUGACUCUUUAGCUGCAUUUAUAUUCGAUAUGAUCAUAAACCAGUAAUUUACCUGAAAACCUUGUUUUAUUUUUUUCAGGAACAUGCUCAUCAUGGUAUUAGGAUACAUACUUGAAUGAACUGUACUGAUAUAAUUUUCCUAAUGAAUUACAUUAUAUAGUCCAAUUAAAGUAUUUUU